This is a messenger RNA of Lactuca virosa, 2920 nucleotides long. NCBI's taxonomy places the organism in Eukaryota, Viridiplantae, Streptophyta, Magnoliopsida, Asterales, Asteraceae. The record is from the annotation of a GenBank genome assembly.
AAGCCAAGCAAUUUUGAUGAUGAGGCGAAUUGCUGGUGCUCGGAAACCCUUUUUCACUAGAAUCUGGUGGUCCUUUAUUCAAAUACACUAGUUCCAAACGAUUAGCAGCCAUCGAUUUGUGUGUGUUGAAUAAAGUUUCUUCACCAAACGAACAAACGAAUUAACGAUGGAAUCCAAGUGAUACCGUAACUACAUUGUUACGGUAUCACUGCUGCCCAGAAAUCUGCUUGCAGAGUCACUCCACACAAACAGAGACUUGAACGUACAAAUCAGGUUUAUUCUCUACCAUUAAAUCUCUGGAUUCGAGAGGCAGACUAUGGAUUUCGCUACAGGGGCAAAGGGCCUUUUGAAAUCUAAGACGAGGUUUCUGUUUCAUCAAAGAAAUAUGCCACUGCUCUUGCUGUACAUUGUGAAGGAAGAAGCUCCAUUGAAAAUAAUCAACAUCAAAGAAAGAGAUUAAACCGUAACUACAUUGUUACUGACUCAGUUUUCAAUAUGAAUAACCCUUCCCGAACGAAAUUCAGUGUUAGUCAAAAUUGACGUGUAUUCAACAUGAUAAAUACAGAUGUCCGGGUCACGCUGGGCUCCAUCUCUCUUUCCAGGAAGAACAUCACCAUUAUGUAGGUUGACUAUGAAGCUCCAAUAUCAUUUAUGGAACAUCCAUCGCAAAUUGUGCUUCUACUUUAUCAAUAACUAUGUUCCCUGCUAUUAUCGAUGGCAAGGAAUCUCAACCCUCCACAUGCUCCUCCAUAGAAUCAUCACAACCAUGUCGUCACUUCGAAUUACAUGAGAUUCUCUUAGCAACAGAUAACUUGGACGAAUCAUUGGUAAUUGGGCAUGGAGGGUUUGGAAAAGUUUACAAAGGUAACAUUACGAAUGGAUCAAUUGUUUCCGUUGCUGCAAUUAAACGGUUGGAUCCCAUGUCCAGUCAAGGGGCAUCAGAGUUCUGGGCGGAGGUUGAGAUGCUUUCCAACUUCCGUCACUGUCACCUUGUGUCUUUGUUUGGUUAUUGUAAUCAUAAAAAAGAGAUGAUUCUUGUUUACGAGUAUAUGCCCAAUGGAACUCUUGAAGACCACCUUCAUAAUAAACUUGGGACCCCCCUUUCUUGGCUUCAGAGACUCAAGAUCUGCAUAGGUGCUGCGCGUGGGUUAGACUACCUUCACACUGGUACGGGGAUUAAAGCCGGGGUUAUACAUCGUGAUGUGAAGAGCUCCAAUAUUUUGUUAGAUAAAAGCUGGGCAGCUAAAAUUUCAGACUUUGGGUUGUCCAAAAUAGGUCCAAAGGAUCAGCCAUUGACUUAUGUCAACACACAUGUUAAAGGCACUUUCGGGUAUCUAGAUCCUGAUUAUUCCUUCACAGGAAGGCUGACAAGGAAGUCUGAUGUGUAUGCUUUUGGGGUGGUGUUGUUAGAAGUCCUUUGUGGGAGGCCUGCACUGGAUUUGAGUCUCGAUGAAGAUGAGCAGAAUUUAGCAAGAUGGGCUCAAGAAUCCAUCAAAGAAGGAAAUUUAAAACAUAUAAUUGAUUCUGGUAUAAGGGAUCAAAUCUCCCCGAAAAGUUUGAAAGAGUUUGUUCGGAUUGCAGGGGCAUGUUUGCACAGCAAGCAAAAGGAGCGUCCAACCAUGACUGAGGUCGUGUUCAGUCUUGCUUCUGUAUUGAUCUUACAAGAGAAAACCAAUAGUUCAUUGCAACCUUCACAUAGAACAGUAUUCAGUAGAAUGGUUGAUAAGUUCCCCUUCACCUCCAAUGGAGACAACUCUGUCCGUGGUGAUCCAAGUGAUAGCAAGGCCAACAAUAGAAAUGCUGCUGCUGAUAAUGUAGGGUCUGAUGACAAGGAUUUCACAAUGCCUAUUUUAACUUUGAAAGUAUUUGACUUUGCUGAUUUGGAGUUGGCUACAAGAAGAUUUAGUCAAGAUAUGCUCAUUGCUACGGAAGGUUAUGGAGAGACAUUCUUAGGUUGGGUUGACAAGAACACAUUGUCCUCUUCAACAGAGGGUCUUGGUAUUGCUGUUGCUGUUGAAAGGUGUCACAAUCUUCAUGAAUGGCAGACAGUGUUGAGUGUCUUAGGACAGUUAGCUCAUCCAAAUAUUAUUAGUCUCUUGGGAUACUGCAACAAUAUGAAAGAAGAAGAAAGAUGGUUGCUUGUUUAUGAGAACAUGCAAAACCAAAACUUGGGUCACUUCUUAUUUGGAGGAGAUGUUGCCGAACCACUUCCAUGGGCAACACGACUUAUGAUAAUGAUAGGAGUAGCCCGUGGACUCGCUUAUAUCCAUUCAUCAAAACGCCAACUCAUACACCGUGACGUUAAAUCCUCUAAUAUAUUGCUGGAUCAGGAUUUCAAUGCAAAACUGGGGGGUUUUGAGUUGGCAAGAUUUUUCCCUGAGACCGAGACCGGGAAAACAGUUGUUUCAACGAGUGUUAUGGGUACCUAUCAUUAUGCAGACCCGGUGUAUAUAAAUACGGGUCGCUUGAGUGUGAAGAGCGACAUCUAUGGGUUUGGAGUGGUGUUGCUGGAAAUAUUAACAGGACGUCGGGCAACGGUGCAGCCGAGUCCACAGACCAAUUUGGUAAAAUGGGCAAGUUCAUCCUUAGCAAGCAGAAGCAAGCUAAAAAAAAUAAUGGAUCCGUGUCUUAAACAAAAAUACCCACCAAAUGGUGCUUUUCGAUGUGCUGCACUUGUAUUAAGGUGUUUAUCUGAGGAUCAAAAGGAUAGGCCUUCAAGUGAAGAAGUUUUGGGGAGCUUGGAGCAAAUAUAUGCUAUUAACAAAUAAUGGAUGAUGGAUAUGAUGUUAUACUUAGACUCUAAAUGAUUAAUGGGGUACUAAGAGAACUAAUGUUUAAUUUUUAUGGUUUUCGUUGUUUCUUCGUCGUAGAUUAUCUAACGCUUAUGAUAAACAUAAAUUGUGGGCUAUUCUUUUGUCAU